Molecule: messenger RNA, 1262 nt
Organism: Nanorana parkeri
Lineage: Eukaryota; Metazoa; Chordata; Amphibia; Anura; Dicroglossidae
Gene: CUNH3orf70
Product: chromosome unknown C3orf70 homolog
Exons: 3
Coding region: 215-973 (252 amino acids)
Source: RefSeq, a predicted model, not a curated record
GGCAACUGAGCUCGGACUGUCAGCGGAGGAGAGCGGUGCUUGGCUGAACUCGGGAAGUACGAAGUUCGGUGGACUCGGGGCAAGGAGAGGACAUGGACCUCCUGCUCCACCCAGCGCCUCCUAACCCGUCCGGGUAAUCUAGUUCCAGGAACCAUCUCUUCAUCCUGAAAGCGGCACAUCUCUCCUUGCCUGCAGACCAGGCUUCCAGGCAGAGAUGACAGCCACAGCUGCCCAAAAGUGCCUGAAGAAUGAUAAGGUGGAUGAAGCACAAGCUCUGGCCAGGAGCUGUGCCGGAAGACCAGAUUUCAAGCCUUGUGACGGACUAUCCAUCUGUGCCACCCACAGUCACGGCAAGUGCUUCAGACUCCACUGGUGCUGUCACUUGGGCUGGUGCCACUGCAAAUAUGUAUACCAGCCUAUGACUCCAGUGGAGCUGCUUCCAAGCACACAAAUCCCAGUGGAGCCACAAGAACAGACCGACACAAUCCAGAUCUCUGUCUCGCUGGCCGAGCAGUUCCUCAAGGCAGCUUCUUCCUUUCAACCUCCAUUCAUUCCUGAAUCUCCACGCUACUGUACAAUUUCUGACCUCUUUCUGGAUAAUUAUCAGGUAAAGUGCAUCAAUGGAAAAAUGUGCUAUGUGCAGCGCCAACUGCCACCUCCACAUCCUGCACAGCCAUGUGUCAGGUCAAGGCCUGAAAGAGAGUUUCUGCAAGAAGUUUACACACCAAAAGACACCACAGAAGGACCAAAAAUAGAUCAUUGCUCUUCUCCUUCCAACUCUGAGGAUUCUGGGAUCAAUGCAGUGGGCGUCCCCUACUUAGAGUCAUGUGACGAGGACACAGAAGAAGGGGCAGAACUCAGCUCAGAAGAGGACUGCAGCCCAGAUGGUUGUUGGGGUCAGGAGCAUUCUCCAUUGGUGUCUCCUUCCAAGACUGAUUUGGAGAUCAUAGAAACUAUAGAGACUACAGUCUAACUUAUAUGGAAGGAUGCCAGAGGUCAAUUGUUAAGCACAUAGGCAGUGGAUGGCUGUCAAGGGACAGAGCAAUACAGUCAUAUUGCACAUUUACCUACAAAUAUCCUUAAGUCUCCAAGAAUGUGUAAUCAGUUUAUGGGCCAGCUAUCCAUUGUACCCCCGGUAAUUGAAAGUUUAAUAAUGGCUAGAGCCAGUCAGCAGUCUUUAAGUCUCCUGCAAAAGAAUCAAGUUUUAUAUUCAUUAAGGCAUAUUCCAUUGUGUGUAUCCAGUUUCCAAACUGGUUUGCGUG